AUGAAGAGAAUAGAAAUAUCACAUUCACACGCUGGCUUUGCUGAGUCCAGAACCGGAAAGCAUUGGGUCCAAUAUGACGAAAACACGACAGAUGAUGCGCGAUUAUGGAGAUGA
Messenger RNA from Sclerotinia sclerotiorum 1980 UF-70, 114 nucleotides. RefSeq lists its product with no specific name. Bases 1 to 114 code for a protein of 37 amino acids. Lineage: Eukaryota; Fungi; Ascomycota; Leotiomycetes; Helotiales; Sclerotiniaceae. The record is from RefSeq and is a predicted model, not a curated record. The transcript has a single exon.